CAUUAGCGUCCAGCGAUCUAUUUAUAGAUCAACACAAAAAGCACGUGAUAUAAACAUUGGGACGUCGGGGUUUUCAUCACCUCCCGAUUAUUUCGUUCCAUUGCUCGAGGCAUUUCGAAAUUCACCGUCAGUACCGAUUUGUUAGAUGUGGAAGUGUAUUUUGUUUACUUCUGAAAUCUGUUGAAUCUUGCAGUGCGUACACAUAGUGAAGUUUUUUGCUGUCCACAUGAAUUUAGGCCGAACAAGCAAGCAUGAGUAGAAGAAACGUUUUUAAAAAUCUGGACAAUGCAGUAGAAUACUUAUUUUCUGAACAAAUAGAAGCAGACUUGUUAGCCUUACCUCCAGAAGUGGAUGAACUCACUGAUGAGGAGCCCCUUGAAGAGGAGAACCCAUCCGGCUUGCCAGCAGAUAUUGCUGGAUUUAUUGAGCUUCAAGAGCACGAUUCUGUAGAAAGUAGUGAUGAAGACAAUGUGCCAUUAGCUGACUUAGUAUCUGUAUCAGCACCUAAAAAACUUAGGAAAGAAACUCCCAAAAAGCUGAUUCCAAAGUGGGAAAAAGUAAACCCGAGUUAUGAACACUUUGAACCAGAACAUGAUUUUCUGGAGAAAGAUGAAAAUUUGAAAACUUCCAUGCGCGACAAGACUGUUGUGGAUUUAUUUGAACAAUUUUUUGAUGAUGCCGUUUACGAUUUGAUUUUCGAGGAGACUAUGAGAUAUGCUGCACAGAAAAAUAAGCAUAAUUUUUCUAUAACAAAAGAUGAAAUAAAAAUUUUCAUCGGGUUUCUUUUAUUUAGCGGCUACCACACAUUACCAUCUGAGCGCGAUUAUUGGUCCGACGAUGAUGAUUUGGGGCAAUCCAUCGUCAAAAAUGCUUUGAGCAGGAAUGCCUAUCUCGAGAUAAAGUCGAUGAUUCAUGUGCAGGAUAAUACAAAAGCUCAUGAAAAUCGUGCCGAUAAAUCAUUCAAAAUUAGGCCAUUGUUGGAUAAAAUGAAUGAAAAUUUUCAAAAGUUCGGUUUAUUCCAAGAAAACCUUUCUAUUGACGAGAUGAUCGUAAGAUAAUAUGGUCACAACCCACUG
This is a messenger RNA of Coccinella septempunctata (seven-spotted ladybird), 1076 nucleotides long. RefSeq names its product piggyBac transposable element-derived protein 2-like. Gene Ontology annotation, molecular function: sequence-specific DNA binding. The transcript has 2 exons. Bases 252 to 1058 code for a protein of 268 amino acids. Lineage: Eukaryota; Metazoa; Arthropoda; Insecta; Coleoptera; Coccinellidae. The record is from RefSeq and is a predicted model, not a curated record.